Hydra vulgaris (swiftwater hydra) is the source of this 1515-nucleotide messenger RNA. RefSeq names its product zinc transporter ZIP1. Lineage: Eukaryota; Metazoa; Cnidaria; Hydrozoa; Anthoathecata; Hydridae. Gene Ontology annotation, molecular function: zinc ion transmembrane transporter activity. Gene Ontology annotation, biological process: zinc ion transmembrane transport. Gene Ontology annotation, cellular component: plasma membrane. The record is from RefSeq and is a predicted model, not a curated record.
GUGGGUUAAAGUUUCAGUUUUUUUGAUACAGUACUUUAGUAUUGACAUUAAGUUUCAGAAAAUGGUGAAAAAGAAAAAGAAUAGUGAAAAAAUAUAUAUAUAUAUUUAACAUUAUUUAACUACAAGUAAACAUUACCUGAUCUUAUAAUCAGCCAAGUUCUUCAAUAUUUUAAUCAACACGGAAAAAAAAUAUUGUGACUGUAAAAAAGAAGAAACCUUUUUAAGCUAUGGGUUUUUAUGAAUUACCAGAAUGGUCAGUUAAACUAAUUAUAAUAAUUAUUUUAUUUUUAUUGUGCAUGAUAUUUGGUGUUGUACCAUUAAAUCUUUCACGAAGCUCCUCAUUUGAAGGAAGAGUUUCUCCUACUCGCAAUCUGCUUAUUAGUUUGUCAAAUUGCUUUGCUGGAGGGGUGUUUUUUAGCACUGUUAUUCUUGAUUUAUUUCCAUUGGUAAAGUUAACAGUAAAUAAUGCACUAAUAUCUGUUUAUAUUGAUACUGAUUUUCCGCUAGGGGAUUUUAUUAUUGGUAUUGGAUUUAUCUUUAUGUUAAUAUUAGAGCAUAUAGUUCAUUCUUGUUGCCAUCCUAAUCAGUUAUCUUAUGAAGCUCCUAAAAAUGUUAAUAGUAACCAGGAUGAAUUAUCAUGUAAUGAAAAUAAUCAUCUUUUAUCUCAUGACAACAACUUAGAUAUAGUUACUGAUAUUGAGAUAAACAAUUCAGAAAGACAGCUGCAACAAGUUGAUAUGCAACAAAACUAUUCUAUCAUCACGGAAAACAAUACUGUUGAAAAUGAACAUGUCUUAGAGAAAAGUUCUAGUACUAAUGAUGUGUUUUUUCCUGUACCUAAAAAACAUUACAACAGCAAUAGAGUAGAAAGUAAAAGUCUUGCUUCAAUUCAAACUAUUGAAAAAGUUAAUUUUCGUGCCUAUGUGUUAGUAUUUGCUAUAUCCCUUCACUCUUUAUUUGAAGGGUUAGCAGUUGGUCUUUUGAACAAAACGUCCGAUAUUGUUGAAUUGUUUGUAGCUUUGGUUAUUCAUAAAAGUAUAAUUGCAUUUUCAAUUGGUGUUCAACUAGUGGAUGCUAAAAUGAGCUCUCCUACAGUUGUUUUAUGUUUGGGAAUAUUUUCUUCUAUGACUCCUAUUGGUAUUGGAUUAGGAAUGGCUGUCCUCAGUUCUUUUAACUCCUUGGCCCUUCGGUUGUGGUUUUCAGGGGUAUUACAAGGAAUUGCAACUGGCUCAUUUUUGUAUGUCACUUUUUUUGAAGUUUUACCUCAUGAGUUGAGUAUUUCAGAUGAAAAAAAACUUUUAAAGAUUCUUUUUGUCAUUCUUGGUUAUGUUGCUAUCACAGGCAUAUGUUACUAUGAAAACCGAUUUUAUAAACUUAGUCAUGAUCAACCACUUCCUCCGACAAAGAACCCUAACUAAUAAAAAAGUUUUUUUAAAUAGUUUUUGUAAUUUUUAUAACAUUUCUUAGGUUUAUAAAAAAUUAUUAUUUUUAAUAACGAUUUUUGUGUUUUGUUAA